Jatropha curcas is the source of this 2470-nucleotide messenger RNA. RefSeq names its product Protein kinase superfamily protein. The record is from RefSeq and is a predicted model, not a curated record. Gene Ontology annotation, molecular function: protein kinase activity; ATP binding. NCBI's taxonomy places the organism in Eukaryota, Viridiplantae, Streptophyta, Magnoliopsida, Malpighiales, Euphorbiaceae. Gene Ontology annotation, biological process: protein phosphorylation.
AUUUUCUUUUUUUGUUUUGAGCUUUUUUAUCUUUUCUUUUCUUACCUUCUCUUCUUGCUUGUUUCCACAUCAGUUUCUUCGAUUUGUUGAUCUAACUUUUACUCUCUCGAUCUUUCCCUUCAAUGGCCACUAAAGAUCCUAGAGAGAGAAGCAUGGAGAGAGAAAGUAAAAAAGCAGAAGCAAAGUGAGUGACUUGAUAGUGAAUUGUAUCAGUUCUUGAGGAAUUGAUUGCUAAAGCUUCUAACUUUGGAAUCACUUUUUCGGCUGUUGGGUUUUGAGUGUUGUAUCGAGUUUGAGGUUGGUGGGUCGGGUUUGAUUCGUUCGGAUUUGAUAUGGGUGGGUGUUUUCCUUGUUUUGGAUCAUCAAACAAGGAGGGUGGAAGUGGUGGUGGUAGUGCCGUCAAAGAAGUGGCCAAGAAGGAUUCGGUCAAAGAUGGUUCAGUUGCUCAGUCUCACCAUGUUGGAAGAGUUAGCUCAGAUAAAUCAAAAUUACGAAAUGGUACUGAUCCUAAGAAGGAGCCAAUAAUUCCUAAAGAUGGACCAACUGCUAAUAUUGCAGCACAAACAUUUACAUUCAGAGAGCUUGCUGCUGCAACAAAGAACUUUAGACCAGAGUGUCUGUUAGGUGAAGGGGGGUUUGGACGUGUUUAUAAAGGUCGCUUGGAGAGCACUGGACAGGUAGUUGCUGUAAAACAGCUUGAUCGGAAUGGCCUUCAAGGAAAUAGGGAAUUUCUAGUGGAGGUGCUCAUGCUUAGCCUGCUGCACCAUCCAAACCUUGUUAAUUUGAUUGGUUAUUGUGCCGAUGGGGAUCAACGCCUCUUGGUUUAUGAGUUUAUGCCACUUGGAUCAUUAGAGGAUCACUUACAUGAUCUUCCAGCGGACAAGGAGCCCCUAGACUGGAACACAAGGAUGAAGAUUGCGGCUGGUGCAGCUAAGGGGUUGGAGUACUUGCAUGACAAAGCAAACCCACCCGUCAUUUACCGAGACUUGAAAUCAUCUAACAUCCUUCUUGAUGAGGGUUACCACCCCAAGCUAUCAGAUUUUGGACUUGCUAAGUUGGGUCCUGUUGGUGACAAGACUCAUGUCUCUACACGCGUGAUGGGAACAUAUGGUUAUUGUGCUCCUGAAUAUGCUAUGACUGGUCAACUUACUUUAAAGUCCGAUGUCUAUAGCUUUGGAGUCGUAUUUCUUGAACUUAUCACCGGGCGCAAGGCCAUUGAUAAUACCCGGGCUCCUGGAGAGCAUAAUCUUGUAGCAUGGGCUCGGCCACUUUUCAAGGAUCGCAGGAAGUUCCCCAAAAUGGCUGACCCACUGCUUCAAGGGCGUUAUCCAAUGCGAGGGUUAUAUCAAGCUCUUGCAGUUGCAGCCAUGUGCUUACAGGAACAAGCAGCCACGAGGCCUUUGAUAGGUGAUGUUGUGACUGCUCUCACAUAUUUGGCUUCCCAGACCUAUGACCCUAAUGCUGCCAAUCAAAGUAACAGAAUUGGGCCAUCUACUCCUAGGAGCAGGGAUGACAGGAGGGGCAUGGCAGAUGGGCUAGAUAGCCCAGACGAACAUGGACGCGGACGGCAUGGCUCCCCUUCUACUUAUAAAAAUUCACCUGAUUAUAGAAGGCGUGAUCCUGUGAGGGAAUUAAGCUCUGGUGCAGAUUUAGGAAGGAGUGAAACUGGUGGUGGGUCUGGCAGGAAAUGGGGAUCAGAUGAUUCUGAGAGACAAGAUUCCCAGAGAGAUAGUCCAUUAAAUACGAGCAGAGCAAGGGAAACACCAAGAAAUCGAGAUUUAGAUAGAGAGCGUGCAGUUGCAGAGGCAAAAGUUUGGGGUGAAAAUUGGAGAGAGAAAAAGCGAGCAAAUGCAAUGGGUAGCUUCGAUGCUACAAAUGAGUAAAUGGUUCCCAUUCAUGUUGGUUUGGUGAUGGCAAAAUAUGUUGUAUGCUUGCUUUCUGAGGGUCAUGAAGAAGAAGAAAAAAAAAAGAUUAAAAGUUGCAGAUACACCAUCCUCGAUGUCUUGGUUUCCAUGGGAAUAAGACUCUUGUUGUAACCAACUUUCACUGCUGUUGUUUUGUCCUGUAUCAUUCUUGUAGUUGGGAUAUGAAAAUUGAAUGCUUCAAUUAUGUGGUUGAAGGAAGGAAACCCAGAGUUAAAGAAGGGUUCAGGGCAAGGGUUGGGGUUGUGUAUGGAUUCGGAGGGCAUUUUUAAAGGGAAAUCCUCACUGCAGAAUGAUGUAUCCAACAUGAUUUUAAAUCUUAUGUAUUUAGGGCUUUUUUCUUUUUUCUUUUUUCCUUUUUCCUUUCUUGAAGUUGUUGUUACAGGAAAGCAGGGAAGAUAGCUAAUUUUUGCCCCCAUAUAUGUGGGUUUGGUGUGGGUGUCUCUCAUUGGUGUUACAUCUUGUACUCAAAAUACGGUCUUGUGUAUGGAUUUCUUGAGUCAGGUCGAGUUUCGGCUUAUACAGGAAGUUUUCAUCUUUUUCUUCUA